AUGCUCAACUGGAGGCUACUGGGGAUCCUGGUCCUUUGCCUGUUCGCUGGGGGCAUCUCGGGCAUCAGGGACCACCCUUCUCCCCAACCCACAGAAGCCAGCGAGGAGGAGAGCACCCCGACCCUGCCUCAGGGUCCCCCAAUCCCUGGUGAUCCCUGGCCAGGGGCACCCCCUCUCUUUGAAGACCCUCCACCUCCAGGCCCCAACCGUCCCUGGAGAGAUCUACCUGAAACUGGCCUCUGGCCCCCAGAGCCCCCCAGCACUGAGCCCCCUCAGCCUCCCCUGCCUGAUGACCCCUGGCCAGCAGGAGGACCCCAGCCCCCAGUAAACCCCUGGCCACCUGCCCCUGAGGUGGACCACGAGCCUCAGGAGGAGCCAGACCUUGACCCACCCCAGGAAGAGUAUAGAUGA
This is a messenger RNA of Ochotona curzoniae (black-lipped pika), 411 nucleotides long. RefSeq names its product psoriasis susceptibility 1 candidate 2 (gene PSORS1C2). The record is from RefSeq and is a predicted model, not a curated record. The transcript has 2 exons. Lineage: Eukaryota; Metazoa; Chordata; Mammalia; Lagomorpha; Ochotonidae. Bases 1 to 411 code for a protein of 136 amino acids.